GAGACUUCACUUAAAGUAAAUUAGCCCUAAAAAAAAGACAAAUUUUAACAUUAGUUGAGACUUUGAAUUGGGUGAAAUUUGGAAGGUCCCAGUUCCUAAACCCUCUAUUGUGUGAUGCUCUCUAUCCUGCUUAAACCUCUGCACUUCACAUUUCCCCGUCGCUCUGCCACCGCCACCGCCACCGCUGCCGCCGCCGCCGCUGUUAGGGGCAUGAGCUCUUCCCUCGACUCCGGGGGCUUGACCCAGCGAAUGUUUCAGCUCAAGGUCGACCCUCUCACUGGAAGAUCAGAAUGGGUCGUUAUUGAAGAAGAGGAAGAAGAUAUUGGGAACCAAACUACUCCAAAAGCCCUUCUUGCUGCUACGUCGUAUCUUGACAUGCUUAAUGAUUCCCGCCGCAACAGAGCCUUCCGUCAGGCCAUUGACAAGACCGUCACUGGACCCUGCCAUGUUCUUGAUAUUGGUGCAGGAACAGGAUUGCUGUCAAUGAUGGCAGCUCAGGCCAUGGGCCUUUCUGAUUCAAAGGGGAGCUCCGGUUUAAAUGGGAUGGUGACAGCUUGCGAGUCAUACCUUCCCAUGGUAAAAUUAAUGAAGAAGGUUCUCCGGGCCAAUGGCAUGGAUGGAAAAAUACGCAUCAUAAACAAGAGGUCAGAUGAGCUGGACAUCGGAGUCGAUAUCCCUUCACGUGCUGAUGUUCUUGUUAGUGAGAUCCUAGACUCGGAGUUAUUAGGUGAAGGGCUAAUUCCAACUCUACAGCAUGCACAUGACAAACUAUUAAUAGAAUAUCCCCAAACAGUACCUUACCGUGCAACAAUUUAUGGUCAGCUGGUUGAAUGCCCAUAUCUAUGGGAGAUGCAUGAUCUAGUUAAUAGAGAGGCAGCAGUAUCAGAUGGCAUUCGUCUUGUUCCAAAUGGGAUGUUUGACCUUUUAGGCAUCAAAAGACAACAAUACGCAAUGCAUUGUAAUUCAAUGAAAGAAGGAAUCAAACUGCUAUCAGAGCCCUUCAAAGUUUUUGAUUUUGACUUCUGGAGAAGGCCGGACAGUUCUCGUGAAACUGAGCUGCAAAUAAAGGCUACCAAUGAUGGUACUGUUCAUGCUAUCAUCUCAUGGUGGUUGCUUCAGCUUGACAGUGAAGGAACAAUCUUCUACUCUACAGGGCCAGAUUGGGUACACUGCCCUUCUGAUUUGAAAGAGUUAAAUUCAUCCUUCCCAAGCUCUGGGAAUUGGUGUGACCAUUGGAAACAAAGUGUUUGGUUCACCUCAAGCUCAGGUCUCCACGUGUUUAAAGAUGAAGAGGUUUUGUUACAUGCUGUUCAUACUGAAACGAGCAUCUCAUAUCAAUUCGAGACUUCACAAGACAAGAAAAGUGUCACACUGCAUGAUUUCUGUAUUCCGGAUUGUCAGAUUGUUCUGCCACCAGAAAGAAUUGCUUUAUAUGGAGAUAACUGUUGGAGAUGUUUAAUGCUUAAUGCCCUCCGGAAAGCUUUGCGUCAGAGUGUACAUCAGUUGUGUUUAGUUGCAGAUGAUAGCAUUUUCUUGGCAAUUGCUGUUGCUCAUCUUUGUAAGAGUUCACAUGUGAUUCCCUUGUUUCCUGGACUUGGGAAUAAGGGUUCAGAAUAUCUGCAAAGAGUUGCUGCAGCCAAUAACUAUACCAUGGAUCGCAUAGAAAUUCUAAAGAAGAAGGACCUGCAAUCUACUCUACAAGAUUCAAAUCAGAGAAAGAUUAGCUUGUUUGUCGCGGAGCCAUUUUACUAUGGAAAUGAUAGCGUGCUUCCCUGGCAAAAUCUGCGAUUUUGGAAGGACAGAACUUUGCUCGAUUCUGUUCUUUCAAAAGAUGUGCUAAUAAUGCCUUGCAGAGGUUUGUUGAGGGUUUGUGCAAUGUACCUCCCUGACCUCUGGCGAAGCCGUUGUUGCCUGAAAGAAGUUGAAGGAUUUGAUCAUUCAGCUGUCAACAUGACAUUAGGAGGAUGUGGAGGUUUACCCAAUACAGAAGAAGGUCCUUUUCUGCCUUUCUUUAUUUGGCAGUGUGGAGACACCAAGGUACUAAGUGAAACGACAACUAUCUUGGAGUUUGAUUUCUCAAAGCUGAUGAGCCCAUGUUCUGGGAAAACUCAGGUUCGAUUUAGAGAAUCCGGGAUGUGCCAUGGAUUUGUGCUUUGGAUUGAUUGGGUGCUGGAUGCAGAGGAUAAUACUGUCUUGUCAACGGGACCAGAUAAACGACACUGGAAGCAAGCUGUAAAGCUUCUAAAUGAGCCUGUAGAGGUUGGAGACGCCCAUUUCCCUUCAACAGAAAUUGAAGCAUGCUUUGAUCCAUCCAACGGUGAGCUCACUCUAAAACAUGCCUUCGUCGCAAAUCAAAGAUAGCUUGUGAUACCUGCUUCUUUCAAGAGUCUUAAACUGCUUUUUUCUGUACCAUUUCCCAUAUUUAGAUUUAGUUUGUAGGUUCCCGAAGUACUCAAUAAACAGCUUCAAACAUGAUUACGGCCUGUCCUUCUAUGAAUGGUCUAUUUUCUACUUUGUCCCUUAACCAUGAAAUAUUGCGAAGCAAGUCUUGAUUUGUGGGUCAUUCGUUCGUGUAUUUCCAGAUAAAGCUUUUGUUGCCAGGAACUAAUCAAUUAGUUGAAUUGACAUCAUUUCUCCUCAAGAGGCCAUAGGUUCCAAUCUAGUAGGUUUCUUCAACCCCACUGUUGUAUGUCAAAAGAAGAUAAAGCUACUGCGAGAGAGAACUCGAAAUUGCCUUUUGGUGAAAUUGUAUGUCUUUUCGACUUACAAUUCAACGUAAUCCCCGUUAGCCCGAAAUUCAGUGGGUGUU
Molecule: messenger RNA, 2809 nt
Organism: Sesamum indicum (sesame)
Lineage: Eukaryota; Viridiplantae; Streptophyta; Magnoliopsida; Lamiales; Pedaliaceae
Gene: PRMT7
Product: protein arginine methyltransferase 7
Biological process (GO): chromatin remodeling; peptidyl-arginine methylation, to asymmetrical-dimethyl arginine
Molecular function (GO): histone methyltransferase activity; protein-arginine N-methyltransferase activity
Source: RefSeq, a predicted model, not a curated record